AUUAUUAGAAAUUAAUGAUGAAAUGUGUGAUAAUUGCUACGAUACUUUUAUCAGUCACAUGUAUAGACUUUGUGGCUGAUGAAUUUCGAUGGCCUGAUUGGCCUAUUGAUUACAGUUUCAAGACUUGGUCAGGAUUGAUAGACUUUAAUGAUACUGGAGUCAUGAGGUUAAUAUAGAUUCUAUAUAAGAAAUUUGCAUUAUGUAUUUGUAGAGAGCCAAACUGAGAAUGCAGAGGUAGAGCCAUAACCAGUAAUACUUUGGCUUAAUGGAGGUCCAGGAUGUUCAUCAAUGUUGGGUUUGAUGUAAGAAAUUGGACCAUUUGUGAUUGAUAAUGGAGAAACUGAAUACAAAGAAAAUCCAUGGUCUUGGAAUAAGAAAGCACAUUUAUUAAUAUUAGAAUCACCAUUUGGAGUUGGAUUUUCUAAACCAAGCCCAGAUAAAAAUUAUAAUUUCACUGAUGAAAAGACAGGAGAGUUUAAUUAUUAGGCCAUAAGACGAUGGUUUGAUACAUUCACAUAUUAUAGAGGUAGAGAUUUCUAUAUAGCUGGAGAGUCAUAUGCAGGUAUUUAAAUUAUUGAUUUUAGGAAUGUACAUUCCUUAUACAGCAUAAGCUUUAUUAGAGGGAGAGAAAAAUGUUGAUGAGGAUGAAAAAAUAAACUUCAAGGGAAUUUUAAUUGGAAAUGGUGUGUUAAUUAACAAUGAGAAGUUUAGAAGUUAAACCGCAUUAAAGUUCUUGGGAAGAAGAUCUUUUAUAGAUUAUACAAAUUAAUUUAUUUUAAGUCAUAAUUGUGCUGCACAACCACUUUCAGCAAGUUGUAGAUAAGCUAAGAAAUCAUUGGAUGAUGCAAUAGCUUUAAUAAAUCCUUAUGGAGUAUAUUCUUAUUGUUGGGGUGAUAGUACUAUAAAGGAAUUCAAAGUUGAGAGAUAAUCUAAACAUAGAUUUAGUUAUACACCUUGGUUAAAUUUAUUUGAAGAUGAUGAUGAUAAUAAUGCUCCAUGUAUUGACUUUGGACCUUUAGCGAAUAAAUUAAAUACUGAAAUAUAUAAAUAGGCUUUUCAUGUGGAUAAUGAUACUUUAUGGACUGGUUGUAAUGAUCAAAUUUAUGCCUAAUAUACCAAAUCAGAAGGAAGUUAUUUGAUUUUACCUGAAUUAUUUAAAGCAGGAAUUGAUAUUCUUCUAUAUUCUGGCGAUUAAGAUUUAGCUGUGAGUAUGGUUGAGACUUUAGAAAGUAUUAAAUAGAUACCAGGUUAUAAAAGGAUUAAAGAUUGGACUCCUUAUAUGAAUCAACAUCCAGGUGAAUUAUAGAAUCAAUUAGCAGGAUGGAUUGAAGAAUACAAUUAUUUUAGAUUCUAAGUUAUUAGAGGUGCUGGACAUGUAAUUUAAAUAUUUUUAUUGUAGAUGGUUCCAUAAGAUUAAAGAGAGAACUCUUGGUUUAUGCUCGAUAACUUUAUUAACAGAAUUAGAGGAGCUUGAC
Messenger RNA from Paramecium sonneborni, 1475 nucleotides. The record is from the annotation of a GenBank genome assembly. NCBI's taxonomy places the organism in Eukaryota, Ciliophora, Oligohymenophorea, Peniculida, Parameciidae.